Siniperca chuatsi (mandarin fish) is the source of this 8230-nucleotide messenger RNA. It is a transcript of the gene phrf1, whose product is annotated as PHD and ring finger domains 1. The record is from RefSeq and is a predicted model, not a curated record. Lineage: Eukaryota; Metazoa; Chordata; Actinopteri; Centrarchiformes; Sinipercidae. The transcript is spliced from 19 exons. The coding region runs from base 1171 to 6525 and encodes 1784 amino acids.
GCAUCACAAAACAUUUGGUUAAUUUGUUAUCUCGUGUUAGUCCAUUUAUUAAAAUACCUGUUAAUCAAAUCGUAAUGGUAGUGAUAGGGCUACCCUGUGGUGAUUACAGUGUGCCUUUAUUGUGAUUUGACACGCUCUAAAUGACAUGAAUACACAUUAAUAACCAUACUAAUAGACAUACAUACUGUAGCUAUUUGAAUAGAGAAUAUAUAGUAUUUACGUGUAUUGUAUAUGUCUGACCGCAUAUAAACGGAUACUAUCUCUUUAAAAGUCACAGAGUGCACUCGGCCUUUUCCGUCUCUAGCCAGCCGGUGGUGUCACUCAACAACCGUGGAGACUUCAAAUCACCCUAACAUACCUCACGCUACUUAAUAGGGUAGGUUUGAAAUUACUAUUAAGUGCUCGAAUAGGACAUUGUAGUUGUGAGGGUUGAAAGGGGAAUUUGUGUAACCCCGCAGCUACACACACACACACACAUACACACUCAGUGUUUUUAGUGCAGAGUAUUUAGAGUCUGAAGGAGCUUGUAGUUGACGUUCGCUAAAUUUAGCUAUUCUGAGGCUAGCUAACACGCUACACUAAGCUAAUGUUACUAGCUAGCGUCAUUUGAUAAGUAAGAACAGCGUUACAGGCUAGUCUCACAUUCUUGUCAGUGCGUAUAUCUAUAAUGUGUAUAUCUACAUAUACGCUCCAUGUAUAUUUUAUAUGAGGCAAAGAUGAAGUACUCUGUUUGGUUCCGAGCUUUCUUCUUUGUUUACAAAUGUAGCCUUAGCAUAGUCUGCAGGCUCCUGCUGGCUAGCUAGCUAAUGUUAGGUAACCUUUUCCUAUUUGUUAGCAAACAGUAACAGUAAGUUACAAAAUCCGGUCCAUUAAAACUGCUGUUUUAUAGUUUCUGCACCAGCCACGAGCUCUCAAAUGUCACUCGUGGUUAGAAAGAACAUCUUAUUUAACUUAAUUUGUCGGUUCACUGUAGUUGUUACUACAUCACAUAGACCAAGAGCACAUGCUUGCUGAUCAUUUUCCCUUUCUGCUCAAGGAUUCGGGUAAAAACAAUCACCUUGCCAUUCCAUAAAGGUGGUCGAAAAUCUUGCCAUCAUCAGCUGUCCUUUUAACAGAUUAUUUUAGAGAAAAGCUGUCAGAGAGUUUGUUUAGCUGUUCUAAUGGUCAGCCAUGGAUGAGGAUGACAGCCAAGAUGAGCUGAUCAACCGCAAUACGUCCCACAGCAAAGGAAAAAGGUCUGCGUUGUGGGCCAUCUCAGAUGACUCAGACGAUGUUGAAGCAGGGUCUGAGGAGGGCGAAUCUGACAGUGGUGAGGAAGAAGAGGAGGAUCACCUAGAUGGAGAGGAGGAGGAGGAGGAGGAUGAUGAUGAUGAGGAGGAAGAAGAAGAAGAAGAAGAAGAGGAGGAGGAUGAUGAGGAAGAGGAGGCAGAUGCUAAGGCUGAGGAUGGAGCUUUUGGGGGAACCUCUGCUGACCUUGCAGGGAUGAGCUCAGAUGAGGAUGCAGAGAAGUGUCCCAUCUGCCUUAACUCAUUCAGCAGCCAGCCUGUUGCAACACCAGAGAGGUGUGAGCACUACUUCUGUCUGGACUGCAUCCUUGAAUGGGCCAAGAAUGCAAACUCGUGUCCUGUAGACCGUAUUUCCUUCAACAACAUAUACCUACGGAAAUGUUAUGGAGGCAAAGUGAAGAAAAUGAUCACAGUACAAAAGCCUGUUAAGGAAGGUCAAGAGGAAACAGUAAAUGUGGACCUGGAGCAGACCAACUGUGAGGUGUGUGGGGGCAGUGACCGUGAGGACCGCCUCUUGCUCUGUGAUGGCUGUGAUGCUGGGUAUCACAUGGAGUGUCUCACGCCACCUCUUGACGCUGUUCCUGUAGAGGAAUGGUUCUGCCCUGAGUGUGAAGCCAACAACCGUCACUCAAGGGGUUCAGCUGAAGAAUUUAGUGAUACAGAGAGCCUACCUUCUACUGCCCGUCCUGCCACCAGUCGCUCUCAGUCCCGUGCUGCAGGUCCCACCAGAGCUAUUGCCCGAACUCAGCAGAGUGAGAGGGUUCGAGCUAAUGUCAACCGACAUCGCAUCACACAGGCACGCACAUCACAGUUGGCUCCAACGUAUCUGAUGCAGUCCACUUGGCUGGAUGAGACUAUUAAUGCUGUGGUGGCUGGGCUUAACACGGCUGUGUAUAUACGGGACUUUGCACCUCGUGUCCCAUCUAGACGCACGCGCAAGAGCGGAAAGCGCAGAAAAGUCAAAAGCAAGAAGACAUCUUCUGCUAAGGGUAAAAACGGUAAAGUAGGAAGUACAGGAGUCAAGAGGAGGAAACGGAGAGGGAGGAAGACUAAAUCCAGAAAAAAGCUGGUGUUGAAAAAGGCAGCCACUCCUCGAAGCCGGAUUGCUAAUAAUCUCAGAAUUGUAAAGGACAAGAAGAGCUCUUCGCUUCCUACAGUAUACCGGCCAUCAGAGCACACGCUAAGCAGCAUGCGUGCUGACAUAGGCGCUGCAUCCCUCUCUAUCUAUGGAGAUCCAUUUGACCUGGAUCCAUUUGUGGAACGUGAGGAGGAUGAGCAGCAGGCCCACGUUACAUCGCUGUUGGAGGCCAAGAGACGAGGGAUCUCUCGCUCUGCCCUUCGCUCUCACCAGCCUGUAGCUCGACCAGUCACAGCAAGCCUUUCCAGGAGGGGUAUGGAUAUCCCCCAAUCAGGAGGUGUUGUGGAAGCAGCUCCUGUGCCUGACCUGCUGGGCAGUAUUCUAUCAGGACAGAGCAUGCUCUUGAUGGACAGCUCUGAUGUUGUUAUUAAUCGAGAUGGUUCCCUUAAAGCUACAAUGCCAACGAUGCCAUCUGCAUUAAAGCCAGGUUGCAGCAAAAACAGUAGCUCAGAAGAUGCCAGCACCCAGAUCAACCUAGGGAUGUCACCCAACCAAGGAGACAGUUCUCUGUCUCUCCACUACAAUGGAGACCUACCAGGAUCCUCCCACCGCUCCAUGAACAGACCUUUCUUGCAGAGCUCAUCUCGCUUACCCUCCUACAUGUCCUCCUCAGCCAACCACAUUCAAUCAUCUCCCCAUUCUGAUUUACCACCCCGAGAUCAUCUGAGUUUGCAGCCACCUCGUCCAAUCAGACCCACCCACACCCCUGGUCACCGGGGAACCAAUGGAGUUAGAGCCCCCAGCCCCUUCUCAUCUAUCCACCCCACCCUAGACUCCAGCUCCAAGAGCAAGGGAAUGGACCCAUCACAGUCCCAAUCUAAAAAAGCACCUACAAAGCCCAUGUGGGUAGACGUGUCGGUGCUUCCUAGGAUACCAAAAAUAAAUAGGGGGAGCAGUGGUAUCACAAAUGAUGGCACUAGUCAAGGUGGCAGCAGUGGCAGUAAUAGAAGCAGUAGUAGUAGGGGAAGUAGUAGUAAUUCUACCACCAGUAGUAAAGGUUACGACAUGCCGGAAACAGGCAUGAACAAUCUUGCUGGGGACAAGGGAAGGCAGCAAAGUGUGGACCAGCAAAAAGGCAAGGCUGAUGGUCAGGCUGAGAGGCACAGGCCUGACGGAGCAGGCUCGUCAUCAGCCUUCUCCAACUCGUUCUCCUCUUCUACCUCCUCCACUGGCUCUCCUGCCAGCCAGCCACGUUAUUCCUCAUCUUCCUCAUCAUCAUCAGCAGUGAGCUUCCGUAUUAACUCCAGUGGGAACUCCUGGCGUUCAAGGCGGCUAAGCGUUGCGUCACCCUCUACUAGUGGAGACAGCAUGCAGGAACACUGGAGAGAAAAGAAAGAUGAAGCAAGAAAGAGACAGCUGCACAGGGAUAAACAGAUGCUCCUGGCGUCACAUACACCGGUCAAUAAGGAACAAGACAGUAAUAAUAUCUAUGAUCCCUUUAAUCCCACUCUGUCAGACUCGAGCAGCUCAGACGAUGAAGCUGAGAACACAAGCCUGGAUGGCAUCUUCCGACACUCCACACAUGAGAGGAAGGCUCCUAGUUUAGGAAACAAGAGGGGUUUAGUGCAAAGCAAACAGGACCUGCUUCAUGUGAAAACUGAAACACAGGAGAUUAAGGUCUCACAGGAAGAACCAAUGGGAUCUAGUGCUCAGGAAACCAUAUCACGGGAGGUCAGAUGCUCAGAGGAAUAUAUCAAGGUUGAAAAAGAAUCAACAUUAGUAGACACUGAGACUGAGAAACAAACAGCAUUACCUAACAUUAAAGUUAAGAAAGAGCCAGGGUUAGAUGAUGCAGGGGAAGCUGAAAGGUUUGGUCACAGCGUAAAAAGUUUAAAUUCAGAGAUUGCAGACACAACAUUACCUGUUCAUCACAGCCUGGAUCUUAAGACUGAGAGAGAGACCCUAGAAGAGGAGAGUGGACAGAGUGUUGGAACUCCCAACAGUCCUCCCCCUUACUGUAAGAAUAAUAAUUCAUCAGCAUCCAGCUCUGCUCCCACCAAGAAAAAACAAAAGGCAGAAACUAAAUCGGAUUCCAAAUCCUGUUCCAAGUCCCCAUUAAGAGAUUUGGGCCAUAAGAAGAAAACCCUCCAACCUUCGAAGGAGCGACACACUAGCAGUUCAGAGACAGACAGGGGCAGGAGAGGAGACAAUCAUGCCUCAGGCCAGGGAGGCCGGCAAAAAGAAAAGGAGAAGGACAGAGAAAGGACUUUCAGGCAGUCAAGGUCCAGAGAGAGGAGGAGGGCACACUCAUCCUCGGAAAACUCUCAGUCCAAUUCCCCCGAUAGGGCUUGCAGAAAGAGAAGGCGGUCCUGGUCACGACAGGACAAAGACAGGAGGCGAUCUAGGUCUGGUUCCAGCUCUAGCAGCAGAGAGCAUUCAAGAAGGAAGAAGCAUAAACGAAGGAGCAAGGAGAGAAAUGAUGUCAGAGAGAGAGACUGUGAGAAAAGACGGGUGUCAAAGGACAAGAGACAUGGUCGGUCUCACUCAAAAUCACUUUCCAGGUCCAGAUCUAGAUCGAAGGACCAUAAACGUGGUUGGUCUUGCUCAAAGUCACGGUCCAGAUCCAGAUCUAGGGAAAGGAGGAAAGACCACACACGACUGCAACAAUUGUCUCUCUCCUCCCGAGACAAGGUGGAGUCACGGUCAAAAGACAAGAGGAGGCGCAGGUCUAGAUCCAGCUCAAGAGAAAGAAGGAAAGAAGAAGGAUCAUCUUCCAAGAGUUCACAGAAAACUUCAGGGUCAUGUGUUUCGUCCUCUAAACACACAAUACAGUCACAGGACAAGAAAAAAGAGAAGGAUAUCACUCGAAGCUCCCUCAAAGAGGAAAAAGUUGCUACAGUGAAUAAACAGACUCCCUUCUGUACUGCUGCCUCUAAAUUUAAAAAGGAAGGUAAAGACCUCAAGGCAGACAGCCAGGCCAUAACAGCAGAAAUUAUGAAAGAGAUGAAGGUUGGAAAAGAAAUUAAGAAAGAAAAACAGCGAUCUCUUGAUAUGUUUGAAGAUUCUCCUAUUACUAAACCAAUUAAGAAAGAAGAGACUGACAUCCAUGCUUUGAUGGUAGUCAAAGGCAUAGAUGAGGAGGUAAACAAUGAAGACCCCAUCAAGACUGAGACUUGUAAAAUCAAGACUGAGACUUGUGAAAUCACCAUAAUUAAAUCCGAGCCAAGUUCCCCAGAAUUAUGCCACUUACCCCCUGUCACCUCAAUAACUACACUGACCACACCUGUUACAGCAGACAGCCACCAGGAAACAGUCUCUCAGUCUCAGCCAGUGCUAAUGGCCUCCGCCGAACAACCAAACACUGUUGGUUUGACUCUGCUUGUAAAGCAGGAAGUACAGCAACCCUCAGACUCUGAUGAUGACUUCAAUGUUGAUGUGAUGCUAGACAACCUGGACUAUGUUAAGUCUGAGCCCACAGAGGGAAGUGGCUUAUCUGUCAAACAAGAAAAGGAAGUAGAAGAGGGGAAGGCUGAAGGAGAGCAGGUGUCGACUGUAGUGGGAGCGAAAUCCAAGACUCAAGUGAAGAGGGUUACCUGGAAUAUACAGGAGCCUGAGGGGCCUCAACCAGAGAAAUCUGCAAGCAAGCUGGCUCUGUAUAAAUUGAAGUUGAAGCAGGAAGGAACUCGCAGACCCUCUUCGACAGUCCAGACGUCCAGUCAGGACAUCACUGGAGCUGUCAGUGACUCCUCCAUUAAGGGUGCUGUUGGUCCUCUCAGUAACUCCUCUAGAUGUGAUGGUGUACAUCCUGAGAGGUUAUCAACCACUGGACAAGGAGAAGCAGAGGAAGGGGAUUUGAGGAAAGACCAGUACCUGAAGAAGCUGCACAUGCAGGAGAGAGCUAUAGAGGAGGUGAAGCUAGCUAUCAAGCCUUUCUACCAGAGGAGAGACAUCAACAAGGAUGAAUACAAAGAGAUUCUACGCAAAGCCGUCCAGAAGGUGUGCCACAGCAAGAGCGGGGAGAUCAACCCUGUAAAGGUGGGCAAUCUGGUCAAGGCAUACGUGGACAAAUACAAACAUGCUAGGAAACACAAGAAAGGGGAGGACUCAGGGAAGGCAGAGGAGUUUCAGACUGAGGCCAUGAAAACCUAUGACAGCCCAUGAGGAGGCGUGAACUACAGGCAAGGACAGCCACACCCACCACAAACACUAAUUUGUGUGUUAUACUAUGAUUUACUUUGUGUCCUACCACUGGGUGUGAUCUCAAACUCUCUGACUUACCCAAUCUAAGCGGUUAACUAAGAUUUGCUCACAGCUUCAAGAUGGAACAUUUUCUAUAAUGUUAAGCUUUCUAUCUUAACUAAAUUUUGUUGAUCACUUGAACAGCACCUGCUGGUGUCUAGUGCUUGGACUGUCACUGCCAAGAACUGCCGUUUUUGUGUAGUACAGCUCAGAAGCUUACCAGGAGGCCUUGAGGUUGCGCCUUAAAGAGGCAAAUCUCAAAGACCCUUCCAUGGAGUGAUAAAUCAGGUAGCUUUCUCCACAGGCAUAUCACUGGGAGAAUGCAGCGUGCUUUGAGUUUUCUAUGGCUUUUUUGUUUUGUGGGAGGGAAGGGGUAUUUAUCAGUGGCAAAACUCAUUUUGUUGGUAAGAAGUGGUAUAAAAGUAUGCAGACUAUGCAUAUUUAAGAAGUUUGUCACAUUAAGGAAAGUUAUGCAAUUUUUGUAGAACAUUUAUCAGUAGAGUAAUUAAACAAUUUUAGAUUGGUUGUAAAUAAUAUAGAUUUGAUAUAUCCACUUAUAUGUUCCUUUCAUCUGUGUUGCCUGUUGCGAAUUACAUAAAUGGUUCUAGUUUAUAGAGUUAAGUGGUUUAUGUUUUGUAUUUGAAAGCCUCUGUUAUCUGUCUUCCACAUCUAAUAUCCAUGUCUAAUGAGCUAAAUCUCAUCCAGCAUACUAAAGGUGAAUUCUGGCUCAGUAGUUUGAAAUGAAUAUAAGAGUCACUCUUCUUAAAUAACAGCGUCUUCUCUUGAGGCAUACUUGUUUUCCUAUGUUCCUAUGUCCUCAGCAUUAUCCUUUUUUCAACCCAUGACUGAAAUGUAGAAAACCAGGUUUUAGAGAACCAGGAGAUAUUUUGUUUUUGUGCCAAAGGACUAAAAAUAAUAAUAAUAAAUAAACCAUUUCCCUGAAUAAGUGAGAUUUCAUUUGUUUUUGGGCAUUCUGUUUUUAAACAAUGGAGACUACAACGCCACAAUACAGUAGAUGAUAUAGAUUUUAUUUUGGAGUGAAAAGGAUUAUAAUGCAGGCUUCAUGUCUCAAUGGCUGAGCUGCAACCCCCAUUAUUUUGCAAAAAUGUUUGCCUACAUUUUGUCACUGUCCAGCCUGGUGCUCUCAUAUCCACAAACAUUACAAAAAGUUGACUUGUGAAAGAUAUGAUAGGCGGUGUCGCUACGUCCUACAUCCUGCCCGAUCGGUACUGCGCAAGUGGAAUUCUCAGCAGAGAUGAGAAGUAAGCAAGAUGAAUUGAAUAGGCCCGGCCUAAACCUUACUCUUGGUGAUAUCCUUUACUACUCUGCAUUGCUUUCUUUAAAAAGAAAUGUUCGUGAAAAACUUGUUCACCAUUUUGUUGUCUAUAGUAGUUUGUUUGCCUACUGUACAGACCGAUCAGGUGUGUGGUUGGACUUACCUUGUACUUUGUUGUCCCGUUUAAUUUGGCUUUCUAAAGCCAAGGACUAGUAGUGGAAGAAUCUAAAAAAACAGGUGCUCAUGUUUAUCUGAAUGUAUCUAACUUUUUUUCUGCAUUUACUUGAUCAAAGAGGCCAGGUGUUUCUAAGAGGAAACAUGAAUGAUAAUAAAUCACUGCUGAUAAAUAGG